Messenger RNA from Rotaria sp. Silwood1, 1788 nucleotides. The record is from the annotation of a GenBank genome assembly. Lineage: Eukaryota; Metazoa; Rotifera; Eurotatoria; Philodinida; Philodinidae.
AUGUUUAAUACAAGUCAUUUUCAAGGUGGAACAAUUACAUAUAAAAUUAUAAAUACUUAUGGAUCAACAGUAUCUAUCAUGAUAACACAAACAUAUUUAUAUAGAUGGCCAUUAGUUUAUUGUGAUAAUUCUUAUAUAUUAUCACAAACAUCACCCAAUAUAAGUUCUUUUAGUGAAUAUAAUUAUAAACUCAAUUGUGUGGCAAAUUGUACAACAAAAGGUGGCUACAUACCAGUACCAGUUAGACCCUAUUGCAUAGAUUAUUCAGCAGUAAUGUCUAUUAGUGUCACACAACGAACUGAUAUAGUUAAUCUUACAAGUGGAGCUUAUUUUAAAGUCGCUUUUGUAUCAUCGGCUUGGCGAACAUUAAGUUUACCAAACGGAAAUCCACCUACCAAAGGUUGGAGUAUCUUAUGUACUAUUGAUUUACGUACACGAUCAGAUACAGGAAAGCUAAAUACGCCUCCUGUUGCAAAUAUGAUAUCACCUAUCGCAAUACCUGUCGGAAUUCAACAAUCAUUGUUUAUACCAACAAUUGAUAGUGAUAAUGAUGUAGUACGAUGCCGUUUUGCUAAUACGACAGAUGAAUGUUCAGAUGUAUGUCCACCAAGCUCUCUACCUAAUAAUACAAUACUCAUAUCUUCAAAUUGUACAUUGUUAAUCACUGGUGCCAAAGUUAACGAUUGGUAUGCUGUAGCUAUUCAGAUUGAAGAUUUUACUUCUUCAAAUUCAACUACUCCAUUAAGUUCUGUACCAGUUCAACUUCUUAUAAAUGUAUAUGCUUCACCGAAUUGCACUAUAGUUCCCCGUCUUUAUGGCUCGAAUAAUCAAACAGGUACAUGUGAAAGUAUACAAGUUGGUCAAUCACAUUCAAUAAUACUUUAUGCUGAAAACUAUUGCUCGAAUUACAGUGUGAUAAUCGAAGAUAUUGCUACUUUAUCAUUUCCUAUUGUAAUUAAAAGUAAUAUUAUUCAAAAUACAAGUACAUUAUAUUCUGUUUCUUUAACGUGGACACCAACUACAAAUCAAAUCGGUUCACAAAUACUUUGUACUAUUGCAAUUGAUAGUCAAAAUGUUCAAUCAAAUCAAUAUUGUAUGGCAUUCGUUGUUAGCAUAAGUGGCACUCAAACAUGUCCUGGAGAAGUAUUAGAAACUUCAACAUCAUUAUUAUCAUCAACCAUAACUCAGGAAAUAUUUAAUGAUUCUUUAUCAUUUAUUGAUGAUCUUACAACAUAUAUUAAUGAUGAACAAAGUUCUGCAGAUGAUACGUCAUCAAUAACUAGUACUACGACUAUCAAUACAACUACUGUUUCAUCAUCGAAUGAACUAUCAUGGCUAUUACCUGUAAUUAUUGCUUUGGCUACGAUAUUAUCACUUUUAUGUUGCUUAUGUUUAUGUUGUCCAUCACCUUAUGGUUUAGGAUUGUUAUAUAGAAAACAUCGUCGUGAUGUGUCAUCAGAACCGUUAGAUAACACUGAUCGAAUGCAUCGAUCAUCAAGAAUUUACACGAUUUACAGACGAUAUAUAAAUAAUUCCAAUAGUAUCAAUCGAUUUACUAGUAGUUUAGAAAGCCCAAGAAGUACAACUGAAUCUGAUAUACAUUUGGAUUUAUUUUCAGCAACAUCUCGUGAUAGUAUGAAUAAAAAAGCAAAUAAUUCUAGAUGGGCCUAUCCAUCACCAAGAUACUAUGAAAUAGGAAUAUCACGAGCUGAAUAUAAAAAUGGAAACAACUAUGUUAAACGUCAUAAAAAUCUUGUACAAACAUACUCAUCAUACAAUGACGAUUAA